Messenger RNA from Mizuhopecten yessoensis (Yesso scallop), 394 nucleotides. Its product is annotated as cartilage intermediate layer protein 2-like. The record is from RefSeq and is a predicted model, not a curated record. The annotation marks the transcript as partial. The transcript is spliced from 3 exons. NCBI's taxonomy places the organism in Eukaryota, Metazoa, Mollusca, Bivalvia, Pectinida, Pectinidae.
UAUCGGGUACAGAGUCUAUGUGCCUCUGCCACUAAACUGUUGUUCAAGAAAGAAGGGUUCAUGCAAAACGAAACGACUGCCGUUUCAUUGAAUGUUACCUUUCAACAAGCUAAUGGCGUGUUACGGAAAUAUGAGAAGCCGAGGAUUGAAAAACAGCCAGUCAACAAGUACAGAUUUGUGGGACAGGCUGCAUCACUGUGUUGUUACGCUAAAGGUUUUCCGGCCGUGAUGAAAUACUCGUGGUCUAGGAACGGAAUUCAAAUAGCACACGACUUGAGCACUGGAACUCUCCGGUUGACGAACCUACAUAAAUCGGAUCAGGGGAUGUACACAUGUACAGCAGAAUCUGUUGCUGGUAUCGUCAAAUCAGAAAGUGUGCAAGUCAGCGUAAAAG